CAACGGAAAUGAUUUUUUUCAGUUAAUAAAUUUUAAACAUAACAUCGACCGAUUGGAUCAUCAAAUCGACAAAAUUUUACUAGAGCGAACGGUCAUCGUCCUGCCGUAUUGAUAUUAUUGUUUGUGUUGGCGGGUAUGUCAAUACUUGUCAAUGCUUAAAAAUACAAAUACUAUUUUGUGUUGUCCAAGUGAUUACCAAUCGAAUAAAAAAUGGCAAACGAAGAAAUCGAAGUAACAUCGGGUUUGUUUGAUGACAAUGUACAUCACGAAAAUGGUAACGAUGAUGAUAGAUAUAACAAUUUAUCAAAGGACGAAAUAAGUAAUAAGUUGAGAUUAUUCCGGAAUUUAUGUUUGGAAAAUAAAAUAAAUACAAACAAUGCAUUUGACAUUGAUAUGAUUGGAUAUUUCCAAUCCUGGUUGGAGAAACAAAAAUUAUCUAAAGAUACUAAUGUUAAAACAUUCCAAGAAAUUGCUGAUUAUCUUGAAGCCAGUGCAAAAGUUUAUGGUUUUCGUGUUGAUCAUUUGAGUGAAAAUACUAAUAGGCUAGUUGAAGGAUUUAAGUCCUUAAAAAUGAGCAAAUUGAAAGAAAAUGUUGAAGAACAAAAUGAAGAUGAAUUACUCCGAAAUCCAAAAUCAAAAGCACUAAGAUUAAUGUUAACGACAGCUGAUAAAUUAAGUGGAAGAUUAUCUAAUAUGGACUGUAUUGUUAAUCCAGCUAUAAAGUACAACUUUUUUAACUUUAGUUUUAAAAAAUUAUUUGAAUUUGGCCGGCCAGUAAAUCAUAUUUCAUCUUUAUUCAACGAUACUACUAUUAAUGAUGAACUGAAUAUUAAUGAUAUAAAAAAAGAAGAUGACGAAGAAAUUAUUACUUUUCAAAUACCUUAUAUCUCAGAUAAAUUUUGGUCUGAAGCCGUUUUGUGUCCAAAGUUCUCUAAUUUUUUAGCUGAUAAAGAUCAACUUUUGGAAGCUAAUAAUCCAGAGAACAUAGAAAACUUGAUAGAUCACUUUGAUCCUAGUAAUCUAUCCUUUCCAACUUCUAUAAGUCAUGAAGUAGUUAAUGAUUCAGAAGAUGUUAAAUUCAGUUCUUUUUCAAUUAAAAAAGAAGAUGGUAUUGGAGGUCUUUUAACAUGUGUUGACUAUGUAAGGCGGGAUUAUAGUUUUUUUAAUCCAAAUCUUCUUGUCCAAUGGAACGGUCCAAGGGCAUGGAAAACUCAAGCAAUGGCGAAAGCUUUAAAAUCUAAAAAAAUAGCUCAAACAUUGAUGCUUGAUCCAAAUCUUGGUAGUAAUUCUGACACUGAUGAUGACAAUAUGCUACAAAAACAUAAACCAAAUAAAUUGCGCAAUAAAGAUGGUGAAAAACAAAUUAAAAUAGAAUGGUUAUCAAAGAAACAAUUAAAAUUAAGGCUUCAAAAUAUGUUUAAAUCUAAAGAAAUUAUGUCACCUCGUACAAUUCUAAAUUGGAAUCCUUUCACCAGUUUAUCUGAACCCAAAUCAGUAUCUGCUGAAAAGAUAUAUAAGUUUACUUUCUUGGAGUAUCUGGAAAUCGUACCAGAAUGGUUGGAUGUUUCUAAAAAAGAAGAAAACUUAAACAAAGAAAUAAAUUCACCUCUGCCUACGCAAAACCAUGUGGAUAUUGAUUAUUCUGAUGAAACAAACACUCAAGUACUUGAAGCUUUAAAUGAUGAUAUUAAUCAUGUUGAACAUAAUGAAAAUGACAAUUUACCUGACCCAAAUCUUGACGAGUCUGAAGAUAAUUUUAAUUUACAAGACUUUAAAAGAGAAACCACUAUAGAUAUAGCAGAUCUAAAAAAGAAAAUGUUUGACAUUAUUAAUACAGAAUGUAUUAAAAUUGAGUCAGAUAAUGAAUGGAGUAGCCGGUUACUAUUUUCAACAUUAUUACAAAAAAUUACAGAAGAUAGGCAAGACCUCUCUGUUGGUGUUGCCUAUGUAAGCCUUCUACAUCUGGUCAAUGAACGUGGUUUAAAAUUGUUUCAAGAUGGCGAAAUUAUAAAUGGUAGGAAAGACAUAUAUAUUGCCAGACCUCUGGCCUAAUGGAGACUUUAAUAUUACUAAAAUAAAGUUAUUUGUAUCGAUCAAUAUAUUAGAAUUUAUAUCAACUGAAAUGCCAUUAUGUU
Messenger RNA from Sipha flava (yellow sugarcane aphid), 2135 nucleotides. RefSeq names its product condensin complex subunit 2-like. Gene Ontology annotation, biological process: mitotic chromosome condensation. The record is from RefSeq and is a predicted model, not a curated record. NCBI's taxonomy places the organism in Eukaryota, Metazoa, Arthropoda, Insecta, Hemiptera, Aphididae. The transcript has 13 exons. Gene Ontology annotation, molecular function: chromatin binding. The coding region runs from base 211 to 2052 and encodes 613 amino acids. Gene Ontology annotation, cellular component: condensin complex.